This is a messenger RNA of Paramecium sonneborni, 1117 nucleotides long. The record is from the annotation of a GenBank genome assembly. Lineage: Eukaryota; Ciliophora; Oligohymenophorea; Peniculida; Parameciidae.
AUGAAAAAAUUUAUUUUUAUUAUUUUUGGAAUCUUUGCUUCAUUUGUGGCUUAUUUGAGAACAAUAGAAAUAAAUGAAUAAGUUUAGCAACUUCAAUUUGCACCAGAAAUCAAAGAACCUGGUGCAGUAUUGAAAGAUGGAAGAUUAGUAACAAAUGGAUUUGCACGUAGUGAUAUUAGAAAAUUUGAUUCUUCAUAGAUAUCUUUGUUUAAUCGAUUAUUUAGAUUUAAAUAAUGGGAUUACUUUCAUUUGAUAACAUCUUAAGUUUAUCUUGCUGUUGCUUUUGUAGAUUUAGGCUAUGUUCAAAGCAUUUAAUUUACAUAUUAUUCAGUGAAAAAUGACAAAUUCAUUCAUAAAGAUAAAGUGGUUUACCCAUUUUAGAGUAGAUAAUUUACUUUAGAAGAUGAAUGUACUCUUAAAGAUAAUUUAAGUAGAUCAUUUAUAUCUGACUAAAUAAAUGUUGAAUAUAAAGGAUGGUUACAUAAUGGUGUAGAAAUGAGAUCAAUUUAAAUUACUUUUGAAGAUUUUGAAGCUUCAUUUGUGAUGGAAUCACAUUAGAAAGAUGAUAUGUAUUUAUUAAAGCCAUUCACAAAUGAAGGAGAUAAGUUUUUCUAUAGUAGAAAAGCUUAUGGAUGGCAUGCUUAUGGUUAAAUUCAAAAUAAGAAUGAAGCACAUAAAUUCACAAAGGCUAAUGCUGGUAUGGAUUAUGGAAGAGGGAUAUUUAAUUAUGCUACAUUUUGGUUAUGGAUAUCUGGUAUGGGAUUUUCAGGAGAUCAUAGAAUUGGAUUUAAUUUAGGAGCUGCUGGAGAUAAUAUUAAAGGUAAAGAAACUUCAGAUGAAGGUAUUUUUAUCGAUCAUCAAUUAUAUAUUCUCAAAAAUUUAGAAUAUAACUUUGACCUUAAUGAUCUUUAAAAGAAAAUUACGGUUAAAGGAACAGAUUUUUAUUUAGAAUUCAUUCCAAAAACUACUCAUUUGUUUACUGAAGAUUUAUUACUAAUAGAUGUUAAGUUCAGACAGUUACUUGGCGUAUUUAAUGGAAAAUAUUAAGAUAUAGAAUUCACAGAUAUUAUUGGUAUUGUUGAAUUAAAUAGAGCUAAAUGGUGAUUUAUAUUAUAAU